Messenger RNA from Racocetra persica, 388 nucleotides. NCBI's taxonomy places the organism in Eukaryota, Fungi, Glomeromycota, Glomeromycetes, Diversisporales, Gigasporaceae. The record is from the annotation of a GenBank genome assembly.
UUAUGCUCAUGAUGUUUCAUUGGCCUUGGAUAUUUCCAGGGGAUUAAGACCGGAAAUAUUAGAAGGAACACCUAAAAAGUAUGCUGAAAUAAUGAAACUUUGUUGGCACAAAGAUCCAGAAAGACGACCGAAUGCAACCGAGUUAGUUAAAAAAUUAGAAAUGUUAAUGAAUGAUCAAGAGAUUAAUAACGGUGUUGUGCCUAUUUUACAUACUGAUGAGACCUAUCAUCCUGAUGCUGUGUAUACAAGUAGAGUUUUGCAAUUUCCAGAUUUGAAGAAUGCUAAAUUUAAUAUUACUGAUUCUAACUCUGAAGAUAUCGAAAACGAUACAAAUGUAUAUAUAACCAAACAAUUUGAUCUGUCAUUAGAAAAUCUUCCACUUGAUUGA